AUGGGAGUUCUCAUCGAGCUUCUCCUGCACGUCGGACGGACGAUUCGAAAGUGCCACUACCGAGAACAAAGGGCAUUCCAGAACACGGCCCUCCACUUGCUGGGGUGCAGCCCAUUCUACCAUUUCAGUGCAUCUCACGUGGUGGUUUCUCUUGUCGAGAAGUAUCCAAGCUAUAUGAUUAUUAAUCUGGAUAAGCUGGACUACUGUGCGAGUUUAAAGAACCUUGAGACAAUUUCUGGGAAACCAAACUACAAAUUUAUCCAGGGGGAUGUCUGUGACCCCAAGUUUAUCAAAAAGUUGUUUGAGACUGAGAAAAUUGAUAUAGUAUUACAUUUUGCAGCACAGACCCAUGUAGAUCUUUCGUUCUGGCACAAACUUGAAUUUCGCUAUGUGAACGUUUAUGGAACUUGUGUUCUGGUUGGGGCGGCUUACGAGGCCAAUGUGGAGAAGUUUGUAUAUGUCAGCACGGAUGAAGUUUACGGUGGAAGCUGCGAUAAGGAAUUUGACGAGUCAUCGCCCAAACAGCCCACAAACCCUUAUGCAACAUCGAAGGCAGCAGCUGAACGCUUUGUCCAGUCUUACUGGGAAAGAUACCAGUUUCCCGUCGUUAUAACACGGAGCAGCAACGUUUAUGGACCCCACCAGUUUCCUGAAAAAGUUAUUCCAAAGUUUAUUUCCCUCUUGCAACAGAACAGAAAAUGUUGCAUUCACGGUUCAGGACUGCAGAGGAGAAACUUCCUGUAUGCCAGUGAUGUCGCAGAAGCAUUUCUUACCGUCAUGAAGAAAGGGCGGCCUGGUGAAAUCUAUAACAUCGGGACCAGUUUUGAGCUGUCUAUUACCCAGCUUGCCAAGGAGUUAAUCCAUCUGAUAAAGAAUACCAGCUCAGAGUCUGAGACAGAACAUUGGAUGGAUUAUGUUAAAGACAGACCUACAAAUGACUUGGGAUAUCCGAUGAACUCUGGGAAAAUGCACGGCUUGGGCUGGAGACCUAAAGUGCCGUGGAAUGAAGGAAUAAAGAAAACAAUUGAAUGGUAUCAAGAGAACUUCCAUAACUGGAAGAAUGCAGAGAAAGCUCUGGAACCGUAUCCUGUUGUGGAAGAAUCGGGAUGACUUCCUGUGCUGCUCAGUUUGAAGGAACAAAAUGAAGGAAACCGUUCUACCUCCCGAGACCCCACAGUGUUAUUAGAGGGGGAAAAUAACUCUACCGAAGGGGCAAAAGUGAAGAUGCCGUGUCUUCAAGAAAGAUGAAAUAUCAAGCAUCAACGCUACCAAGAAGGAAAAUUGAAAGGAAUUUGGGAAAUCUUGCUAUCUUUAGGGACCAUCUUAAUUCUAGAGCCGUCCAAUGCAAUACUGAAGCUUUAAAGUAUUUUUUAGUAAAAACCUGGAAUUAAAGCCAUAUUUGUUAAUUGUACAUUUCAGGACAACUAUUUUGUAUUAAAUGCAUUGUUAAUUUUCAA
Molecule: messenger RNA, 1457 nt
Organism: Gekko japonicus
Lineage: Eukaryota; Metazoa; Chordata; Lepidosauria; Squamata; Gekkonidae
Gene: TGDS
Product: TDP-glucose 4,6-dehydratase
Exons: 13
Coding region: 1-1110 (369 amino acids)
Biological process (GO): nucleotide-sugar metabolic process
Molecular function (GO): dTDP-glucose 4,6-dehydratase activity
Source: RefSeq, a predicted model, not a curated record